CGGAGGGGAAGGGAAGCCAAAAGGUCCCGAAAGAGAAUAAAACAGAGAAACAGAAAUCAAAUUCCUCGAUGGCUGAAGAAGGGAAGCCGGAUGAACAGAUGUUCCACCUUCUUUCCAAUCUCCUCCACCAGGUAGAAGCACUGACUAAUCAGGAAGAAGUUGAAUUGCGUUCCAAAAUUGAGGCCCUUGGGUUGGAGGUUAAGAAAGUCCCUUCAAAGUCCGUUCAGAACCUUGAUGAGCUGGAAAUAGCCAGGGAAUUGGAUAAAUUAUCCGCAAAGUUGAAUGAUGUAGAUGAUAUGAUAUCUUCAGCCAUGGCUUCAGAUCCACAGGUGCAGUCUCUAUUGAGCAGUACUGCCAAUUUAUGGAUGCCCGUUAUUACUGCCACUGCUGAUGAGCGACGGCACUUCACGGGCUCAUCUUCAGUUGGGGAGGAUAAGGGUCAAGUCAAAGAAAAAGUUUCCAGUUAAAUUCUCAACUUAUUUUAAUUUUAAUGGAAAUGUGACUGAAAGCUCUUUAAUAUGUUUGAACUUCUUUUAAAAUAAAUAAAAUGUUCAUCUUUUUACUGAAUUUAUCAUGUAACAAGUUAAGCCAUCUCCAAUUGGGGCAACGCAAGUGUUGUCCUCUUACCCCGUUGGAGUGGAGAUGGUUUCCCUGGGUAACACUACUUUGUGUUACCAUUACUCAAAUGUAACAACAGCAUUUUUCUUUUCUACUCUAUAUAUAUAUUUUCAAGUUUGGGGAAUGUGUGAUGAGUAAAACAAUGUUGAUGCA
This is a messenger RNA of Rubroshorea leprosula, 771 nucleotides long. The record is from the annotation of a GenBank genome assembly. NCBI's taxonomy places the organism in Eukaryota, Viridiplantae, Streptophyta, Magnoliopsida, Malvales, Dipterocarpaceae.